UCAUCGUUCUGCUUGGUCAGAGUUUUCAAACUUUCUGAUGCUGAUCGCUGACUGUUUUCUGUUCAGAGCAAGUGUUUCAUUUUGUUGGUAGUAGAUAAAGUUUGAAAGCUGCUGAGUGACUGAACAGAGUCUGAACAGAGCGGAGACAUGGAAGCUGUGGUUGGACUGAUGCUGAUGAUACUUGGAGUCUCUCACGGUGGAGAAACUUACUGUGAUGGCAGACAGAAUGGAACUCAGUGUUAUGGAGCUUUGGGAGGAACUGUGGUCAUCAGACUGAUGGACAACGCCCUAGAAAUAUUUAGAUAUGAUGUGAAAAGGGGAUCAUCAGUAAUAUUUAGAUGGAGAAACAAAACGGUUGUAACUAAUGAAAUAAAAGACAGAUCUGUCUUUAGUCCCAGUGAUGGAACAUUUAGGAUCAAUGACCUGAGCAGGAAUGACAGUGGUCAAUAUGAUCUGAUAAUCUUUAACUCAAAUGGAACAAAACUAUCAGAACAGACUCUACAGUUGUUUAUUGAAGCAGAUAAUUUGCCACUAAUAGCUGGUGUACUCUCAGCCCUGGUCAUUGUCUUGGUUGUGGUCUUAUCAGUCAUCUGGGCUCUGAAGAAAAAGCAAAGAAACAACAAACCUAAAGAGGAAAGAAAUGACCAGGAAUUAACCUACGCUGAUGUCAGUAUCGUGCAGCAGCAGAGGAAGCAGACUGAGCAAAGGACGAAUCCGGAGGUGGAGUACGAUCAAGUCAAGUUUUCGGCACGACCCCAGCAGACUGAAACAUAAAAUGAAGGGAGGAAGCCCUUCAGUUUCUCCUUUUCUGUUUCAACCGUCCCAGCCGAUUUCACAGAUAACAACUGAACACUUCUUAACAAGUGAGCACUCAUCUGUUUCUGUCCCUUUCUCCGUCUCCGGCCUGAGCCACAAAAGGCCUACCUGCACCCCAAACCUUCCCCCCCCAUCUGACCCCCUGUCUGCACUGAGGAUCUGUGAACAGGCGUCAGUUCUUUCAGAGAGAGAGGACCAGGAAGGCUCCAUGAACUAACGGAGUGUUUCUGUCCUGCCUGAAAGUCUGUGUCGUCUCAAACACCCCACCAUCAUUUUGCUCCCCAGUAAGUCACCGGAGUUAAUGACUACAGACCUGGUGCCCUGACGCCUGUGGUCAUGAAAUCCUUGGAGCGACUGGUGUUGGCGACUUGGUGUCACUGCUAGACCCCCUGCAGUUUGCCUAUAGGACAAGAGUGGGAAGCAUCACAUCCAUCAUCUAGACUCUCAGCACUGAGAAUUUAAAUAGAUCCUCAGACAGGAACAG
Molecule: messenger RNA, 1300 nt
Organism: Mugil cephalus (flathead mullet)
Lineage: Eukaryota; Metazoa; Chordata; Actinopteri; Mugiliformes; Mugilidae
Product: T-cell surface antigen CD2
Exons: 4
Coding region: 148-774 (208 amino acids)
Source: RefSeq, a predicted model, not a curated record